Messenger RNA from Recurvomyces mirabilis, 681 nucleotides. RefSeq names its product bifunctional uridylate/adenylate kinase (gene URA6). The transcript has a single exon. The record is from RefSeq and is a predicted model, not a curated record. Gene Ontology annotation, biological process: CDP biosynthetic process; UDP biosynthetic process; 'de novo' pyrimidine nucleobase biosynthetic process. Gene Ontology annotation, cellular component: cytoplasm; nucleus. The coding region runs from base 1 to 681 and encodes 226 amino acids. Gene Ontology annotation, molecular function: UMP kinase activity; ATP binding. Lineage: Eukaryota; Fungi; Ascomycota; Dothideomycetes; Mycosphaerellales; Teratosphaeriaceae.
AUGCCGCCAACAGAUCUCAAGAACAACCCGGCGCUCCAGGCUCCCAAACGCAGCAAACCCCUCUUCCAACCCGGCACCUCCGAAAACCAAGCCCUGGUGAUCUUCGUCCUCGGCGGCCCAGGAGCAGGCAAAGGAACCCAAUGCGCCAAUAUCGUCCGAGACUACGGCUUCAAGCAUCUUUCAGCCGGCGACCUGCUUCGUGAGGAACAAGAUCGAAAGGGCAGUGAAUUCGGGGACAUGAUAAAGGAUUAUAUCAAGGAAGGGCAGAUUGUGCCGAUGGAAGUCACGAUCCAGUUAUUGGAAAAUGCCAUGACGAGCACAAUAGACAAGAACGGGAAUCGCAAGUUCCUGAUCGAUGGUUUCCCACGGAAGAUGGACCAAGCGGUUGCGUUUGAGGAGAAGGUCGUCCGGUCCAAAUUCACGCUGUUCUUCGAUUGUCCUGAGGAGACUAUGCGGGAAAGGCUGUUGGAUAGAGGGAAGACUUCUGGGAGGGCGGAUGAUAAUGAGGAGAGUAUCAAGAAGAGGUUUCGGACUUUUGUGGAGACUAGUAUGCCAGUUGUGGAGAUGUUCGAGAAGGAGGGGAGGGUGGUGAAGUGUGAUGCUAGGAAGUCUCCCGAGGAGGUGUAUCAGGGCGUCAGGCAGGAGUUUGAGAAGGAGGGAAUCAAGCCCAGUGGGCAGUAG